Molecule: messenger RNA, 2060 nt
Organism: Paraphaeosphaeria sporulosa
Lineage: Eukaryota; Fungi; Ascomycota; Dothideomycetes; Pleosporales; Didymosphaeriaceae
Product: MFS general substrate transporter
Exons: 7
Coding region: 462-2060 (532 amino acids)
Biological process (GO): transmembrane transport
Molecular function (GO): transmembrane transporter activity
Source: RefSeq, a predicted model, not a curated record
GCCACCCACGCGGUAUGGCGAUUUUACCGGCAUGGGACCCCAAGGAUACUCUGGGUGUGGCAAGGAUAUAUGCAGAUAAGCUGCAUCACUAUCAGACGCCUGCUGCCUAUUCGUCCCAUCAACAAAGCUCACAAGCCUUGAUCCUGUUGACGGAGAUUUGUCGUGUACUACGAAAAGAGUCUGUGCGAUUCUGCGGGCGUACUACCUCGUACGCUAGAAACCAUUCUAAAUUACAUGCAAGUCAGGCUACGCCGCACCCAGCCAAGAAGAUUCGGCUGGAAAAAACUGUACGCACCAAGAGGACCUGCUCCAACUCGUGAGAUACCCUCCCUUGAGGACUUUCUGGUACUAUCUUCGUCUGUGUUCGUUAUCUUCGUGUCUCUGCCAAUCCUCCGCUCAGGGGAAGAAACCUCUAGCUCUUCAACUACAGUCAAUUCAACUUCAUUCGGAUCGUUUUCAGAAUGACUACUCGAGAUGAAGUUACGGAAAGAACUUACGGGAAUUCUUUGCGCGAGCGAUGGAGCUCUCCAAUCGUGAUCAUUUCGCUGUUCUUUGGAACGCUCUUGAUCGCAUUAGACACUACCAUCAUAGGAACCGCCAUUCCAGCCAUAACUUCAUCUUUCCAGACCUUGGAAGAUCUGGCUUGGUAUGGGAGUGGCUAUCUUCUUACAGUGACUGCGCUACAACCUAGCUUCGGAAAGCUAUACAUGUCACUCGAUAUCAAGAGUCUAUAUAUGUUGUGUAUCAUAAUAUUCGAAGUGGGUUCCAUACUUUGUGCAGCCGCACCAUCAUCUGCCGUGUUCAUUGCAGGCCGAGCUAUUGCAGGCAUGGGUGCGGCCGGGCUCCUCCAAGGCGCCUUGAUCAUUAUCACAAACUCGGUUUCGCUAGAGCGGCGGCCCCUAUACAUGGGCAUUGUGAUAAGUGUAUUUGGUAUCUGCGCGGGGAUAGGACCCGUUCUAGGGGGGACUUUCACCGGCAGCAUUAGCUGGCGGUGGUGUUUUUGGAUUAACGUUCCAAUUGGGUUUGUCGUUCUUUUCCUCAUCUUCGUUUUCUUGAAUAUCAAGAAAGACAGCACACGGAGAAGCCCACAAGCUGCGUCCAAUCCUAAGCAACUUUUGACGAGCCUAGAUCCAUGCGGAGCGAUUUUGGUUAUCGCUGCAAUAUGCUGUCUUCUUCUUGCACUACAAUGGGGCGGUCAAACCUUGCCUUGGAAGUCCGCAAAGGUCAUAGGUCUUUGUGUGGCUUCAGGUUUACUCUUCGUGGCAUUCUUCAUAGUGCAGUGGAAGCUAGGGAACGACGGCACGCUUCCUUUGUCCAUAAUUAAGCAGAGAUCACUGCUCUCAGGUGUCUUGUUCCUCUUCUUCAUGGGUAUGCCAAUGACCGCUUACACUUACUACGUUCCGAUAUAUUUUCAAUCUAUCCAGGGAAUGUCGCCUCUAGCGAGCGGCGUUAACUUUCUGGCCUUCGCUCUGCCACAGAUCGGGCUUACUGUCGCCACAGGUGCCCUAGCGACAGUGUUUGGGUACUAUGUACCCUACAUGAUUUUCGGCACCGCAAUCAGCAUUGUUGGGUCUGGUCUUGUAAUGACCCUCGACGUCGGGACGAGUACCGCCAAGUGGGCGGGUUUCUUAGUCGUAUGUGGCUUCGGUACUGGAAUGUCGAUAAAUCACCCAUACACAGCAAUUCAAGCAAUCAUGACCGCCUUGAGCUUAAGCAUUUCGCAGACACUGUUCGUCAACCGACUUACUGCAGAGAUCAAGAUGAAAACGCCGGAGAUCCCACCAGCCGUAGUGAUUUCGGCGGGUGCAUCAAAUCUUCCACUUAUCGCGCCCACACCGAAAGCGCUACUUCUGCUACGCGAGGCUUAUGCGAAUGCUGUGCAACAUGUCUUCAUAUAUGCGCUGAGUGCUGCCUGUGUCGGGCUCCUGGCUACAUUUGGGUUUGAGCACUACAACUUGAAAAAGGUCGCGGAAGGACGGAAAGCAGCGAAGGAGGCCAGUCAUGACCUGCAUGUGCAGGAAAAUAGGACGAGCCUUGACCAAGCCAGUGAGCAGUGCUGA